Molecule: messenger RNA, 248 nt
Organism: Cetraspora pellucida
Lineage: Eukaryota; Fungi; Glomeromycota; Glomeromycetes; Diversisporales; Gigasporaceae
Source: the annotation of a GenBank genome assembly
CAUCAGUAUGGGCAGUUAAAUAUUUUAGACAUUACAUUCACGGAUCGAGAUUUACACUUAUAACAGAUCAUAAAGCUUUACAAUGGCUAUUAAAUAACACAACUCUCAACGAAAACAAAAGGAUAACCAGAUGGCGAUUAACCCUACAAGAAUAUCAGUAUGAUAUAAAAUAUCGUGCUGGUAAACGGAACCAAAAUGCAGAUUUCUUUUCACGAUUACCUACAACAGACCCAAUAGAUAAUGGAUAA